This is a messenger RNA of Pristis pectinata (smalltooth sawfish), 2464 nucleotides long. RefSeq names its product serotransferrin-A-like. Lineage: Eukaryota; Metazoa; Chordata; Chondrichthyes; Rhinopristiformes; Pristidae. Gene Ontology annotation, cellular component: recycling endosome; early endosome; plasma membrane. The record is from RefSeq and is a predicted model, not a curated record. Gene Ontology annotation, biological process: iron ion transport; antibacterial humoral response. The transcript is spliced from 17 exons. The coding region runs from base 127 to 2238 and encodes 703 amino acids.
ACAUAGCAAUUUCUAGGCACUAUAAAGGUGGGGAGGGAGCACAGAAAUCUUGUCUCAAACUGCUCACAGCAGGUUUGUGACAAAGCCACACAACUUCUCUAUUCCAUCAAUCUACAAUUUGGCAAGAUGAAUUUGCUCUUCACCGUUAUAGUCUCUGGAAUUAUUUCUCUUUCAUUUGCUGCUCAAGAUUCCAUCAGGUGGUGUGUAAUUAGCGAACAAGAACAUAGGAAAUGCAAAGAUUUGAAAAAGGCAAUGGAAGGAGAAAACUUCUCGUUUGAAUGUGUAAAGAGGAUGAAUGUUAAAGCAUGUUUGUUUGCAAUCAAGAAUGAUGCAGCAGAUGCUAUAACUGUGGAUGGCGGAGAUAUAUAUGAGGGAGGCCUCCUGUCUCAAGGACGCCUAAAGCCUAUUUUAGCUGAACAAACUACAGGAGAGACAUGCUACUAUGCUGUAGCAGUUGUAAAAGCAAGCAGUACAUUUCAGUUCAAUCAGUUGGAAGGGAAGAAAUCCUGCCACACUGGUCUAGGAAAAUCUGCUGGCUGGAUCAUCCCAAUAGGAACUCUUCUCAGCAAGUAUCCAGAUAGAUGGAAUAGAGAGGACAACAUUGAAAAAUUUGCGUCGGACUUUUUCUCUGCCAGUUGUGUCCCUGGUGCAGAUAAAGCCGUAUUCCCAAAGCUGUGUAAGCUGUGCAAAGGAAGUAAACAAGUUAACUGCCACCGAUCACAUGAUGAACCCUACUAUGAUUACACAGGAGCAUUCAAUUGUUUGAAGGAAGGUGCUGGAGAUGUGGCCUUUGUGAAACACACCACAGUCCCAGCUACUCUGAAGCAAGAUUACAGACUUCUUUGUAAGGAUGGUACCCGAAAGAACAUUGAUGAUUACAAGAAAUGUAACUGGGCAAGAGUUCCUGCUCAUGCAGUGGUGGUGAGAAGUCAUCCAGUUGAUAAUGCCAAGAAUGAGAAGAUCUGGAAAUUCCUCUCAAGAGCUCAGGAAAGAUUUGGACAAAAUAGUACUCAUAGUUUUAAGCUCUUCCAGUCAACAAAAUAUGGACACAAGAAUUUGAUGUUUAAAGAUUCAACACAAAGACUGGUUCACCUCCCUGAUGGAAUGGACUACUUGCAUUAUCUUGGCCCAAGUUAUGUGACUGCUCUAAAGGCUAUCAGGAAAGAGAGCAGUAUUACGGAUGGUGCCAAAAUACGCUGGUGUACCAUUGGCGAUGCGGAAAAAGCCAAAUGUGAUAAUUGGGCCUCAGCAGUUGACUGUGUGUCAGGUGACAAUGCUGAAGAUUGCAUCAAACAGAUCAUGUUUGGCGAUGCUGAUGCAGUGACUCUUGAUGGUGGCCAAAUUUACCUUGCAGAAAAGUGUGGUCUUGUUGCAGUUAUGUCAGAGUAUUACAACAAAAAAAAUCAUGCCCCAUGCAAAAAUGUAGCAAGUGCAGGAAGUCCGCCCUCUUACUUUGCUGUGGCCGUUGUGAAGGAUCCGAAGCUGACCUGGGGAAAACUGAAGGGGAAGAAGUCCUGUCACACAGCUGUUGGCCGCACUGCAGGGUGGAAUGUUCCCAUAGGAACCCUGGUUAGAGAGAGAAAAAUCAAUGCUUGUGACAUUUAUAAUUCAACAUUUUUCAGUGCAAGCUGUGCUCCUGGGGCUGAGAAGAUUAAUCCCAAACUGUGUUCCCUGUGUAUUGGUAUGAAAGACAAACUAGAUGUGGAAAAUAAAUGUGUCGCUAACAGCAAUGAACGCUACUUCAGCUACAGUGGAGCCUUCAGGUGCCUUGUGGAAGCAGGUGAUGUUGCUUUUGUUAAACAUACAACUGUGCCGGAGAAUACUGAUGGAAAUGGAGUACUUGCUUGGAAUCAGAAUCUACAGUCUUCCAAUUAUUAUCUGUUGUGCACAAAUAAUACUGUAGUCAGUGUCAAUCAGUAUAUGAAGUGUCACUUGGCUAAAGUCCCAGCACAUGCUGUUGUGACUCGACCAGAUAAGAGGAAUGUUGUUGUCCAACUGCUGAAAAAGGAAGAGGAGAAACAUGGUAUUAACGGGACACAGAAAAACACAUUUGAGAUGUUCAGCUCCAAGAGGUUUGGGAAAGACCUGCUUUUUAAGGAUUCCACUCAGUGCCUCAUUGAAAUUGCCAAGUCGAACAGUGACACUUUCCUGGAUAAGAACUAUGUGACAUCAUUGGAAGCACUCAAUAGCUGUAAACAUCCUGCACUCCUGGAUAUAUGUUCCUUUGAAAAGUGCUGAACCACACAGGUGUGACCUGACAAGGAUCUGGGCACCAAGUGAUCCAGAAUGCCCUUUUCCUUCCAUCAGUCUUCAUACAAUGACAUCUACAUAAUGCCGACCCAAAUCCCUUGAAUGUAUUUAUGUCAACCAUAUAUAGGAUAAGCAAUGUAUCCCAUGUAGAAAGGGAGGAAUUGGGUUUCAUUUGUGAUUCUGUAAUAAAAAAUAAAUUCUUGCUUCUUCUGUA